Molecule: messenger RNA, 2619 nt
Organism: Aspergillus clavatus NRRL 1
Lineage: Eukaryota; Fungi; Ascomycota; Eurotiomycetes; Eurotiales; Aspergillaceae
Gene: phoC
Product: putative cyclin dependent kinase inhibitor Pho81
Exons: 3
Coding region: 1-2619 (872 amino acids)
Biological process (GO): glycerophospholipid catabolic process
Molecular function (GO): glycerophosphocholine phosphodiesterase activity; protein binding
Source: RefSeq, a predicted model, not a curated record
AUGAAGGAACUAUAUCUUCACCGAGCCGUCGAAGUACAGCCCUGUUUUAACCGAGAUGUCUUGCGUGAUCUCUCGGACCGGGCCACGACCGCACGUCUCGAGCUAGAGGCUUGGGCUGAGGGCGAAAAUAUCCAGUUUGAUACCUCCCGUCCAGGUGAUCGGGCUACCCAAGUUUUUGGAACAGAUGAGGAAGACCUCGAUUCGCAAGUCCUGCAAUCUGCUACUACCGGCAAUCUGCAAACACUGCGUGAGUGGACGGCAAAACUUGAUACUGCUCCUGAUGCUCGGGAGCGCGCCACCCGUACAUUUCUCGCCGCAAUCAAUGAGUAUUCGGAUGAAGUGCUGGCAGUUCUCCUGGAGAGUGGGUUGGUUGAUAUUCAUGCCGAAGACGAUAUCAAUGAAAGGAACUGUUUACAUGAGGCCGCGAUCUCAGGCCGAGAAUUCGUCUUCAAGGCUGGCAUGGCUGCAGGAAUCGACGUUGCCCAGUCAGAUGUGUAUGGCAGGAUUCCUCUACAUUAUGCCUGUGUACAUGGUAGGGUGGAUAUGGUGCGCGAGCUACUGGCUGCUGGCCCUAAUACAGUUGACAUGACGGAUCACAACAAUUUCACUGCACUGCUUCACAGCAUCGUCAAGAAUCAGUUGGCAUGUGCCGAGCAACUUCUCCAGAACAAUGCCCGGAUCGGCCCUGGAUCAGAGUCUGAUCAUAUCCCUCUCAAUCUUGCAUGCCAGCAUGGAUCGAUUCCAAUAGUCAAGAUGCUUCUUCAACGAAAUGCCCAAUUGCUCCCAGAUGCCGAAGGUCUCUAUCCCCAACACAUGGUUGCACGUGCUUCGCAAUCUCCCGAGCUCUUGCUACUCCUCAAGCAGCACGGAGCCAAUAUGGAUCAGAGGGACAAAUUAUAUCAGUGGACUCCGCUUUUCCAUGCAGCAAGUGAAGGCUGCGUAAACUGCUUGCGCACUCUUUUGGAACUUGGAGUCGACGAUGGCGCUAUCGAUGAGAAGGGCCUAUCUGCAAUGUAUUAUGCUGCGUGGGAAGGACAUCUGGAAUGUAUGCUCCUCCUGUGGUCUCAUCGCAGUGAAUCACCCCUCCCUCAGAAGCCAUUCGAUAUUCUCAACGGUUUGAGAUUGCAAGAGCCAGCCUCCACUGCCAUGGAUCAGGAGUUUGCAACCUCUGGUGACAUGGAAAUCGCCGAUGGCAUUCCAGAUCUCUCUCUCCCUCCACCAAUCAUUCCUUUGAGACGCUACGGACACAACUUCCUGGACAAAAAGAUCUUUGUUCAAAUCCUAUUUGAUCCCGGUAGUUCGGGUUCUCUCUGUUUUGACCAAGCUGGUCGUCAUCCUGCUGCUAGGUUAACGAUUUCGUCAAAACUUUCAGAUUUGAUUCCUCGAACUAUUAUGCUUCCCAUCCAGGAAGAUUCACGGACCAUCUCUUUCCACGUUGAUAACCUCGAUUCUUUCGCUGUCGAUUUCGAAAUUUUCCCUACAUUCGGUUCCAAGGUAAUCGCGAAGACCGUUGCUUUGCCAACCGUUUUCCGAGCCAAGACAUCUAGCACUGGAUCAUGCACUCUGCCCCUCUUUGAUCCUAGGUUACGAUCCAUUGGCCAGCUACGCUUUGGCUUUCAGGUCAUCAAGCCGUAUCACGGUGAUCCUCUUGAAAUUACGCACUUCGCGACAUACUGGAAAGCGACUAGUGCGCUCGACUCUGAACAUAAUGGCUUGGUCACGGGAUCUAGCCUGUCAGGGGAUCAUGCUCAAUUGUUCGUGCAGCUCACAAGGGAUAGAGUGCCUGUGUUGUAUCCGCAGUUUAUCAUUCACCAUCAUAACGUGGAGAUACCCAUCUGCCAUCUGACGUUCAAGGAGUUCAAGACUGUGGGCGCCGAAAGGGGCGUGGACCCUUCGGAGAUAACCCGGUUCUUGAAAGAGGAAGCAAUCAACGACAUAGCGCAAACCCAUCGCAUCCUUGCCAGAUCCUUUUUUUCGUUGCGGGAAGUGCUUCAGCAGCUUCCUAUCAGUGUCAACAUCAACCUAUCAAUCCUUUAUCCAUCACCUGCGGAGGAGCAAACCUUACACCUGACGUCUUUAGCGGACGUCAACACCUUUGCAGACUCUAUUCUUACUGAAGUUUUCGACCAUGCGCGUGUUACCAGAGAACAGAACCCAGAUUUCUUGCGCUCGGUGGUGUUUACCUCGUAUAAUCAUAAUAUAUGCACUGCCUUGAACUGGAAACAGCCGAACUUCCCUGUACUGCUCUGCAACGAUCUUGGUCAAGUUCGGGACUUGGCUCGGGACAUUGGUUCCAUGCCAGAAGUUGACAGUAGCGGCCGCGCAUCAAUGUCAAUCAAGGAAUCAGCUCGGAUCGCCCAGAGUAACAAUUUCAUGGGCUUGAUAUGUCGUUCUAGCCUUCUGAAUGUUGUGCCUGCUCUUGUCGAAACAAUCAAAGGACUUGGUCUUGUCCUUGUUGCCGACACUUCCGAUGAAGCCGAAGAAGCAGAAGGGUCAAACCCUUUGAGUUCUGCAAACUCGACGGGUGUUGCCGAAUGGGCAUACCGUAUGCCUGAUGGUGUGAAUGGUGUAAUGAAGGCCAACGGCAUUCUGAGAUUUAACGACAUGAUUGACAUGUAA